AUGGCGACGACGCCAUUGCCCUUGACCUCGGCAUCCAGCGCGAGCGCACUCGGGACAGUGACUUCGGCCAAGGCUACGACUGCGACAGAUGGGGAUGAUGCAGCGAUGGUGGAUGCGCCUUCCGCUACGAAGCGCAAAGCAGAGGCGGGGGUCGAGCAUCUCGACGCCGAAUUUGAACUCGACACGCCGCCUCGAAAAGGGCCAUCGACAAAGAAGGCCAAGCCGGCUGGUGCCGAUCUAGAUGGCGCUGCUCACCAACAGCAGGCACGCCCAAGCGAUGCUCGCGUCGACGUCUUCGGUACCAAUGCCACAGCGGGGCCUUCCAGAUUGCCUGCCGUGGGCACACGGAAGGGCGCCGGCAACAAGGGCAAGAAUCAGCAGCUAGUCACGCUCAAGGGGAACCAGCUCAUCAUCAAGCAAAAGAUCUUGGACGCAAAGGACCAGAUGUCAACAUUGCAGGGUAUGUUUUGGCUCAUCGACUGUGCAGUGUCAAGGCGCUUACGAACCCGCUUCGCUGCACGUAGGCCGCAUCAACCUCAACGCGUACUUGCAGAGCUGCACCGGGCCAGUCGAGCGACUUCCUGAUGAGCAUCUGCCAGUCAUCGCAAAGCUAGCCCAAGAGUCGUGAGUGGCGCAAGCUCCUCGCACCAAAUGUUGCAUAGUCUAGUCUCACCCGUAUCGCUCACCCUGCACCUCGCAGCGACAAGACUUUGGUAGAUCUAGUGCGAUCUGUAGUCAAGAUCAUUCUUCCCUCGAGCGACGACGUCACCAGCGCACCAUUGGAUUGUGCAAAGAGUCUGCGUAAGUCGGAGCGGUAGGCCGUCCGCAUGCCGAUGAUGUCACUCAUGACCAAGCUCCAUCAUGCUCGUCCACAGCCACGCUUACGUCUGAGGCAGUCCACAAGGCGAUCCUGAGCGUCGCUGAUAGAGUCAACUACGGAGUAGAGAGCGAUCCUUUGGGGAGGGACUCGGUCCCGCCAGUGAGUCGCGAGUUUGCGUUGCGCGUCUGCUUGAGCCAUGCUCAUACUCGUCGGCGGCAUCAUCAGGGCAUGCAAAUGUGGCGGUGGGAAGUUCGGGACGAUGCCAUGCUGCCGAGCGAGAUUCGGGAAAAGCUGCUCGCCAGGCGAGAAGAACGCCUCGCAUCCAUUAAACCCGAGAUUGAGCGGAUCAUGGAAGCGAUGCCGGAGGAAGAGCGGCAUACCCUCUUGAAGGCGACCAGAAGACCUCUGCCUGGCAAAGCCGCACAAGCUGACCAGUCAAGUGCGGCGCCAGAGCCCCAAAAAGAGAUCCCAAACGUCUCUUCAGCGCUUGAAUCGUCGGCUUCCAAGACGCCCUUACUAAAGAGUGGCGCUGGCAGGGACGCUUCUACCGCGAUAGAGAUUGAAGAGGAAGGCGAUGAGGAGCAGGAUUCUGGCAUCGGUAGCGCAUCCUCAAAUGGUUCGCCUGUGAAGAAGCAAAAGACGAACGCAGGCAAAGCAGCCGCAGAGCCAAAAAAGGUGAAGGUGUUGGACCCGGAAGCGCUGGCGAAGCAGGCCGAGCGAGAGGAAAAGAAGCGCGAGCGCGAGCUGAAGCGAAAGGAAAUGGAAGAGAAAAAGGCGGCCAGGGAGGCGCUAUUGGCCAAGAAAGAGCACAUGAAGCAAAAGGCCGCUUCUUUCAUGUCUGGCUUUUUGGCUCGUGGAAGAUCGCCUUCGCCUAUCAAGCAUUCAAGGCAGCCCGAGAUGAAGGACCAAACCGAAUAUGAGCGCACAUUCUUGCCUUGCGAAUACAAGGACAUAGCUCCCGUCAAUCGAUUCCACAAAGCGGCGAGUCUUGACCUGCUUGACAACAUUGGCAUUGGACAGCCCACCUGUGGGGGUGAGUGAGCGCGUCUGCUGAAAGCAAGUCACGCGCUUACAUUGGACAUCUACAUCUUCGCGCAGAGCUCUUGGUCCAAUGUGUACGCGGCUCGGCGAGCGAUAGUCGCUCAAGCGUGCCGGCGCGACGUCGGCGCAGAGGCAUUCACCCACGCGCCAACGUCCGCGAGACGCUUCGCCUCGUCAACGAAGCCGGCCUUGUCGGAGGCGCUUCGGAAGAGGAUGCGCGUAGCAGUCUGAAGCGAUUGUCGAACCGCAGGAAUGUCCCCGUCAAGUUCUUGCAGUUUGAGAGCGACAGACGACCAGCUUGGUUCGGUGCGUCAUUGCGAGAGAACUCGUUUGGCUCACCAUGUAUCACACUGACCCGGAGUGUUUCGCGCCUGCCAGGCACAUGGACUCGCAGCUCUAACCUAGUCGGCGCACGCAACCCCUUCGGACAGGAUCCUGUUGCGCUAGACUAUACGUAUGAUAGCGACGCCGAGUGGGAAGAUGUUGGAGCGAUAGAGGGCGAGGAAGUGGACAACGACAAAGAGGACGACGCAGGAAGUGGGUCUGACGGCGAUUCGGAAAUGGACGAUUGGCUUGUGGAUGAUCUCGAGGAGGAAGAGGAGCCCGAAGGCGAAGAUGGACACUCUGACAUCGUCGAGACGGACAAAGACGGAAACGCACUCUCCGCAUCGCACAAAAUUGACUCUGCGCUCGGAACACCGCCGCUCUCGACGCGCCCUGCCACUGCUAUCAACGAACUGCAAGUUAAGAAGAAGCGAGUCAAGCCGAUUGGCCGCAGAUUCACUUCGAAGCUUGUGCCAAUCUCCAUGGGGCCGCACUGGGAAUCGACCCUUGGCGAAUCUUCACACGAUGCAUUCAAGUCGUAUCAAAUGGAAUUCCUGAAUGGUGAGCAGUGCCCUGCGGCACAACAUUGCGCUCGAGCUGUGCUGACAGAGUUCGUGCGUGCGAUGUGUUCCAGGCGCGUACCCAGGUCUCAAUCCUUUCACGUAUGUGCAGGCGACAGCAGAGCCUGGACAAAGCAAAGCCCAGACAGCCACUGUUACCGCAUCUUCGCCAUCCAAGGCUGUAGCCAUGCAGACACAGGCAUCGCUUGGCAUCUUGCAAAGAGCACUCAAUCCAGCAGCGGUCACCGAACCAACCAAUAGCGGCUUGACGCCCAACGCCUCCGGCGUCCUGACACCUCCAGCCCCAGCAGCAAAGGUAGUCAAAAGCGCAUUUCCCAGCGAGAGCAUUCCCGCUCUGCUCAAGGCCGUCGAGGGACGCACGCAGACGAAGAUUCUCCUGAUCGAAUCUCUGCGUGGAGAAUUUGCCGGCGUAGCUCGAAACGCCAUCGAAGCUGCUGUUGACCAGUACACUGAGAGAGAGGGCAAGAAGGCCACUAGCAAGUGGGUCGUCAAGGCCAACUUCAAACACUUGGUCGUUUAA
Molecule: messenger RNA, 3286 nt
Organism: Ceraceosorus bombacis
Lineage: Eukaryota; Fungi; Basidiomycota; Exobasidiomycetes; Ceraceosorales; Ceraceosoraceae
Source: the annotation of a GenBank genome assembly